Messenger RNA from Amborella trichopoda, 1395 nucleotides. RefSeq names its product nitrilase-like protein 1 (gene NLP1). Lineage: Eukaryota; Viridiplantae; Streptophyta; Magnoliopsida; Amborellales; Amborellaceae. The record is from RefSeq and is a predicted model, not a curated record. Gene Ontology annotation, molecular function: N-carbamoylputrescine amidase activity.
CAGAAACUUGCAGCGCAUGGGGACGAUUAUCUGGGAAAGUUCAUGGGGUAUUAACCCCGCCGCUGGAGCUCUCCGCCUCCCCCUUUCUACCGCCAGUGAUAGAAACUCUGCCUCCGCUCUCUCUCACCAUCAAGGAACCCUGCUCUCUGGCUCUCUACAGAAAGAUACCAGGAAUCUUUUUUAGUGGUGGAUAUGGGGGAUCGAAUGGUGGUGGUUUCGGUUCUGCAAUUUGCGUGCUCAGAUGAUGUCUCUGCAAAUGUUGACAAAGCAGAAAGGUUGGUUAGAGCUGCCCAUAAGAAAGGAGCAAAUAUUAUUCUUAUUCAGGAACUUUUUGAGGGGUAUUAUUUCUGUCAGGCCCAGAGAGAGGAUUUCUUUAAACGAGCGAAACCAUACAAGGGGCACCCUACAGUUCUGAGGAUGCAGAAUCUUGCAAAAGAGUUGGCUGUUGUUAUUCCUGUGAGUUUCUUUGAGGAGGCAAAUAAUGCUCAUUACAAUUCUAUUGCUAUUAUAGAUGCGGAUGGAACAGAUUUAGGGCUCUAUAGGAAGUCACAUAUUCCAGAUGGACCAGGCUAUCAAGAAAAAUUCUACUUCAAUCCGGGGGACACUGGCUUCAAGGUCUUUCAAACAAAGUUCGCAAAGAUUGGAGUUGCCAUCUGUUGGGAUCAAUGGUUCCCGGAGGCAGCAAGAGCGAUGGUGCUACAGGGUGCUGAAAUAUUGUUUUACCCAACUGCUAUUGGAUCUGAACCUCAGGAUGAAGGCCUUGAUUCAUGUGAACAUUGGAAGCGAGUAAUGCAAGGCCAUGCUGGAGCCAAUGUGGUACCUCUCUUAGCUUCUAAUCGGAUAGGAAAGGAGGUUAUCGAAACAGAGCAUGGAAAGACUGAAAUUACAUUCUAUGGCAAUUCAUUCAUUGCAGGUCCAACAGGAGAAAUAGUGGCUCAAGCUAAUGCCAAAGAUGAAGCCAUUCUUGUGGCUGAGUUCAAUCUUGAUAAGAUCAAGUCCAAGAGACAUAGUUGGGGUGUGUUCAGGGACCGACGCCCUGACUUGUACAAGGUGUUGCUUACUCUAGAUGGAAGCACUGGAUAGAAUAGGCAUAGAGGGUCACAAGUUUCUCAUUUUUGUUGAGGGCUACCAAGAGGAAUCAAUUUUCCAUCAAAUUGCAAUAAGCCAUGUCAGGCAGGGGCCAUUGAGAUGUUAUCCUCAGAAUGGAAGACAGGAAAGGCUUAGUCCCUUUUCCAGUUGUGAUUGUGAAACAUAGUUUGCAGACUUCGAAACCAAUUUUGUGGUCGUGAAACACACUUAAUUUGUGGUGGUUUUUUUAGUUUUUAUAUGAUGGCAAUACAAUGGUGUAAUAUAUAAUAUUUUAUCUUGUGACAUGCAAUAUACAAUUUUUUAUCU